AUGGAGGCUCUAUCCAAAGUUCUCGAGAAUGCAGUUGAGAAUGGGAAGAUCAAGCUGCAUCCUAACUGUAAAGAUCCACGUGUUACUCACUUACAUUUUGUAGAUAACCUACUUGUCUUCUCGGAUGGAUCCCGUCAUUCCCUCAAAGGUAUAUCUGACGUUAUGGCUGAAUUCAUAACUGUGAGCGGCCUUGAAUUGAACCCCAGGAAAUCAGAAAUCUUCUUUGGAGGGUAUCUGGACAUUGAAGCAUCAGUAUUGAGCGAUCUCUCUGGGUUCAAGCUUGGCACCUUUCAUACAAGAUAUCUUGGCCUUCCGUUAAAGCCUGGUAAAAGACUCUCUCUUGCUGUUCUCCAACCACUGAUUGAUAAGAUUGGAACUAAACUUCAGAGUUGGACAGUCAAGUACCUCUCUUUCACGGGAAAGAUCACUCUUAUCUAUUUGGUUAUCUAUGGCUUGGUGAAUUUCUGGAGUGCGGUGUUUGUUUUGCCCAAAGAUUUCUACGCUAAAAUAGACUCAAUAUGUGAUGGUUUCCUAUGGAACAAUGAUGCAUCAUCAGCUAGAGAAUCUCGGGUAGCUUGGGCUGAUAUAUGCAAGCCAAAGGCUGAAGGAGGUUUUGGAAUCAGACGUUUGGAGGAUUUUGAAAAAUUCUUCAGGCUCAAAAGAGUGUGGAAUUUCUUCACUACUUCAGGGUCUAUCUGGGUUGUUUGGCUCAAAAGACACACGUUCAGAAGGCUGGGGUUUUGGCUGACUCUUAACUCGAAUAAGUUAUUUACAACAAUAAAAUAG
Brassica oleracea var. oleracea is the source of this 786-nucleotide messenger RNA. RefSeq lists its product as uncharacterized. The record is from RefSeq and is a predicted model, not a curated record. The transcript has a single exon. Bases 1 to 786 code for a protein of 261 amino acids. Lineage: Eukaryota; Viridiplantae; Streptophyta; Magnoliopsida; Brassicales; Brassicaceae.